AUGCCUUCCCCAUUUCCCCUCCUCCGUCUUCCUCGAUUGGUUCUGUUCGAGGUAUUCAAGUCAUUGAGUAUUGGAGAAAAGAUCGAGCUCUCCCUCUGCUCCACUCAAAUCUCCACACAAAUCAAUAAUGCCCAAUUCUACUCUCAAAAAGUUAUAGUGUGUCUGGACAUCUUAACCCGAAAAAUCAAAGUUCACUCUGAAAACAACAAAGAUACAUUUGACAUCUUCAUGUAUCCUGAUUUAUGGAGAAGUCACAAUUCGAAUACUCAUCAAUUAUCUAUUGCACGUGGUACUGUACCUGUAAUACCCCACACGAAAGGUAUCAGUGCAUUUUGGAAGAAUGAUCGAGAAGAAUAUCUAUCUGCUAUUCGGUAUCUAUUGAAGAUGUUUCAAUGCAAGAUUUCUAUUAAUAUGAAACACUAUAGUAGUGGUUUAUAUGGAGCAACAAUUUCAAUGUUGUUUGAUCUACAAGUGGAAUUCAAAAAGCUCAGUAUUUCGCUUAAUGGAUCAGAGGAUCAGAAUUUGUUGUGGAACCAGAUAUCCAAUAAACUUGGACUCGUUGAGGAUCUUAGAAUCACAUCUACUUUCAACACUGAUUUCAUACCAGUUUUCACUUCAUGGCCACAGAAUAUUACUAUCACGCGUUCCCAUUGGUUCACUCUGAAAUCUCUUCUGGCGUGCAGUUGCACUACAAUUACACUCCCGUGGUCUCAUUUGGAAAACGAAGAUUUGGAUGAAAUACUCAAGAAUUGGAAGGCUGGUGGAUUUCUGAAUCUAAAAAAUCUGCGUGUCGAAAGUCAAAGAAUUACAAAUAAUGGAACAACUAUUUUGGGAAUGAGUCUAUCGGAACUAGACGGGAAGGAUAUUCAGACAAAUGAUGGAUUAAGGAAGGCAACUAUUAACACUGGUUUUCAAAUGUUUCAAAUGUUUUUUCAAAUGUUGAUUUAUUCACGUUAA
Molecule: messenger RNA, 957 nt
Organism: Caenorhabditis remanei
Lineage: Eukaryota; Metazoa; Nematoda; Chromadorea; Rhabditida; Rhabditidae
Exons: 2
Coding region: 1-957 (318 amino acids)
Biological process (GO): embryo development
Molecular function (GO): protein binding
Source: RefSeq, a predicted model, not a curated record